AUGGACCGCGCUCGCCGCCCAACAACAAAUCGCCGCAAGCCUCAGGGAGUUUCUUCGUCUCCUGCGUCUGGCUCAGACGCUUCGUUUGAGCGCAAUCAGUCGUCCGCCAGUCCCAUCAUGACGCAUGCCACUAACACUCCACAAACCGCACAGCAAAACCGGCGCGCCCAAAAGCCUCUUCAGCCCGCCUUCACUUUCUCAACGCCAGGACCAACCACCCGGCCUUUGAAUCUGAGAAAGAGGUCAAAGACCAUGGAUGACUACAACAUGGCCGAGGAAGAUUAUGAAAACGACAGUCCCAAAAAGGGCGGUCACAGCCUACGCAAACGCGCGCGUGUUGACUACACGUUUGAGCAGAUUGACGACGACAUUGACUUUUCAAGCGCCAUUUCAGGCCCAGCAUCAGCAUCAGCCUCUGCCUCUGCGCCUCGUAAUAGGAGACGAAGGCCGGACAGCAACAGCUACGAUUCUGAGGAUCUCUACAGUUCUGGACUCAAGAGGCGAGGCGCCUCUGUUGAUGCUGACACGCCGUCCAGCCGGCGCCGCAAUCCCGCCAGGAAGACGUCCGAGGCGAGAGCCUACAAGGACGAGUUUGACGACGACGAAAACGACGUCCAGGACACCAUUGAGGUGGGCGUGCUGUAUUCCGACUCUGACAAGUCCGACAGCGCUCACAUGGACAUCUCCAAUGCUUCGUCGACGGACCUGUCCGUUGAUGCCCCACAAAAACCUACACCAGCCCUUUCAGGCUCUCAGCACCACGACGGCGACCUCAAGUCUGCCGACCAUGCCGCGGCGCAGGCCUCAGCAGAUGCGGAUGUGAAGCAGCCUGUUUAUCCGACUGCCAAUGCCGCUGGUUCUGCUGCUGAUUCCGCUGCCGGCUCUGCUGCCGGCUCUGCUACUGGCCCUGCCUCUGCUUCUGCGGCCGCUGACACCAACAUGCCCCAGCAGCAGUCUGGCCGUGCGAGUCUACCCGAUUCGGCCGCACCAGCCUCACCCACUGAGAACCCGGCUGAGCCACAGCCCAAGCUUCACGAAGCCGACGCCACACGCACUUUUAGCGACGACAUGGCGGCACCACCUGAAAGCUACGCGGAUGAGCUCAAGUCUCCACGCAGCAGCACGCCGCAGACGCAGACGCAGACGCAGACUUCUGGCAGCAUCGCCAAUAACACGGCCUUGACACAUGCGGCUGAGAAUGACACUCCCGCUGAAGAAACUGCAAGUGUCAAGCCUCUUAACCAACUUCCCGAAAAGGCAAUUCCACAGGAAAACCCUGAGGCACCACCAGAAAGCGACUCACUUCCGCAGCCGCAGCCUCAGUCUCAGCAAGAGUCCCAGGCCCAGCCUCAACCACAAGAGCCGCCAUAUUAUCCGUCGGCAGCAGCGCACUUGAUUACACUCACGGCGCCAUCCGUGCCGCAGCCCAAAACUCAGGUACAGGUACAGGCGGAAGAGGCACCUAAGGAGCAGACUCCGGAGCAAGACUCCAAAGCGCCCAGCCCUCCUCCCAUCACAGUCACUGCCCCAGCCAAGGACGAAGCCGAUGGCACCCCGGCCUCUCCAUCAAUCUCUGCUCUCGGCUCCACGACAUUGGACGCAUCCCAGUCAACGAGCACUGACACCACAUGCGCCGAGCCACGCGUGUCAUUGCCCGCGGACGGUGCCGACGCUGCUGUCAGCCCACCAUUACCAGAGAUCCAAGUCCAGAUUGAAGCCACAGCCAUGAAGCCUGCAGAUCAAGCGCCGCCAUCCCAGCCCUCUGAGCGAGGCCCGUUUAAGCCACAGCCUCGACCUGAAGGCCGGUGGGCUCACCUAACUCCAUAUAUCGAUGGAGAGUAUGUCGCGUAUCCUGAAAGGAAAGCUCAGCAAGAGGACGAAGUCACUACCAGCGAGGACCAAACUGCUGAUGAUCGAGAGGCCAAUGACAUGGAGCCAAUGGUCGAUGACAACGACGACAUUCCGGAUGCUGCCGGGAUCGAGGCACCCACGCCCGCUCUCAAUACGCCCUUACGGGGCUCUCCUAUGCCCGAUUCAAUCGACCCCACUGCCUCUAAUUCUCCGGCCGCUGGUGGAGAUGAUGGCGACGACGUUGAUGUUACUGAAGAGCCGCCCGAACGUAGUCGGUCAUUCCGCUAUCGCAAGCUCAGAGAUCCCAACGAAUACCUUGCCGCCCUUGAGAAUUUCGAGGAUAUGUCGACAGAAGAUCUUUACGAGGUCUUGGAGUCCAUCAACAUUUCACUUGUUCAAUGGCAAACCGAAUGGAACGGAUUAGGCAAGAUUGUCGAUGACUACGAAAACUCGCUCCGCCGGCGCGUAGCAGACGUCAAAUAUGAGUCUCGAACACGCAACUUCCACCAGCAUGGCGUCAAUUACGAAGAACCUGAAUUUGUUGUAAAGGGAUACAGGUCCAAGGACAGAGAGGGCAUGACUGAGACUCGCUACCUGCAAAACCAGGAUCGAAUUAUGGCAGCCGCUUAUGGAUUUGAGUAUGACCCACAUCCAUCCAAGAUUGGCCGCCAGAACCCAGAGACACAGCAAGCAGGAAUCAUGACCAGGGGUCGUUCCCUGCGCAAUCAGCCAAAGCCCACAGCCAAGGCGACAGAGGCAGACGAAGUCACUGGCAAGCGACAACGGAAGCCCGUUCAACUGUUCGAUCCGGCAACACAGGAUGUUAGUCGCAGCUCAACACCCGUCCCAACCACCAGACCCAGACGGCGUAGGACUGCCAAUGCCGAUAACGAUGAAAGUCAGGUCCUCUUUGCCGCUAGUUUCAACAGCGAGGCCAUCUCUGAGGACGAGGGUGGAGACGGCAGGAAGAGACGCAAUCGUGCAGCACGGCCCAAGACGAAUGUCCCCAGCAUCGUCGAAGAGCUCGUACCUGCUCCUCCAAGCGAAGAUUCCUCUGUGCGCGAUACACCAUCAAGAUCGGGCCGUAACAAGCGAGUCAAGCAGGCCCCCAAGUACGACGAGGAUCCACUAGGCUACCACUUUGUUGAAGAAGAGCCGCCCAAGCGUCGCCAUCUGUUGACUCUCAAGAUCCCCAAGGGCAAGAACAUCAGUGAGCCGUCUUCGGCAAUUACAGACAAUGGCGACUCGCGGCCUUCGACAGCCGACUCGGAUUCCACUUCGCACACUGCCGAGUCGUCGUAUUCAUUCCGCCCCAAGCGACAGAAGCGAUUCCGCGACGACGCCGAAGAGAGCGAGGAAGCCUCUCAAGCUCCCACAAAGAAGAGGAACAAGCGCAUCAACGUUGCUCCCCCGAUCGGAGGAGAAGAGUUCCCUCCUAUCUUGCCAGAAAUGCUCGAGCCAGAAGCAGCACUAGGGCCCAAUCGCAAGAUUCAGAAGAUCAAAGUUGUUCGUACUACACCGGCGAGCCGCAAGGGCACGCCAUCGUCGCUGCCCAACGGUGAAGAAGCUGAGGAGGCACCAAAGGACUACAAGAACAUGACCAAGUCAGAGAAGAUGUCAGCAUCCAUGAAGAGUCGCUGGGCCAAUGGCAACAUGGCUGGUGCUGUGGAGAAGCGAAAGGCGACACUCGCUGCGAAAAAGGCCGCGCAGGCCGCGGCCGAGCAGAGGGUUGGGCUCAUCGCCCCCAAGCCCAAGAUGAAGACGGCCAAGAAGGAGCCGGUUGAGCACAGUCAGAUGCCGCCGCCCUUUGCCCCUCAGCAACCACCGCAGCACUUGCAUGGAAUGGGAUACCCAUAUCCUCCAUCAUAG
Molecule: messenger RNA, 3720 nt
Organism: Trichoderma atroviride IMI 206040
Lineage: Eukaryota; Fungi; Ascomycota; Sordariomycetes; Hypocreales; Hypocreaceae
Source: RefSeq, a predicted model, not a curated record